UGUAACGAGUAACGACUACAGAGUAUGACUGAGUCAAUCGUGGUCUAAAAUAGAAAGGGAGGCAGGCAGCGCCGCCCUCUCCAGCCCGCGGCAGCUUCACGUCAGGCAGCGGCUCACUCAGGAAAUUCAAACACACAGAGCCGUCCACUACACAGACACACGCAUCUCUCUGCUCCAAGGUCACCGAGCCGGCAGCCUGCACCGGGACACACACACACCUCCAUUCCCCCCCGAAAGUGAAUAGUCAGCGUUGAGGUGGGCCAGUGAUGCCGCCCCCGGCCGCAAACCCGCCCGCCGUGCCCCCACCAGACGGCGGUUGGGGGUGGGCUGUGGUGCUUGCAUCUUUCAUCUCCAUAGGCUUCUCGUACGCGUUCCCCAAGGCCACCACAGUCUUCUUCAAAGACAUCCAGCUCAUCUUCGAUGCCUCCUACAGUCAGAUCGCAUGGAUUUCCUCCAUCAUGCUUGCGGUCAUGUAUGCUGCAGGUCCCAUCAGCAGUGUACUGGUCAACACAUAUGGCUGUAGGCCCAUCGUCAUGAUGGGUGGCUGCCUCUGUGCCACUGGCAUGAUCUUAGCUUCCUUCUGCACCAGUGUGGUGCAGCUUUACCUCUGCAUAGGAGUUAUCGGUGGACUUGGACUAGCCUUCAACCUGCAGCCAGCGCUGACUAUGAUAGGAAAAUACUUCUAUAAAAAACGACCCAUUGCUAACGGGCUGGCAAUGGCUGGCAGUCCAGUGUUCCUCAGCACCUUGGCUCCUCUUAACCAGUACCUCAUCAACCAGUUCGGCUGGAGAGGCAGCUUCCUCAUCCUGGGUGGCCUGCUACUUAACUGCUGUGUGGCUGGUUCCCUCAUGAGGCCUCUGGUACCACCACCCAGUAAGCUCAAGAAGGAUGAAGAGUUAGCCGUUGUUGCCACCACAACAAAAGAGAAGCACACUACCUGGCAAACAAUCAACAAGUACCUGGACUUAACACUCUUCAAGCAUCGUGGCUUUCUCAUUUACCUUUCAGGUAAUGUCAUCAUGUUCCUGGGUUUCUUCGCACCUAUUGUCUUCCUUGCAGCCUACGCUAAAGACAUAGGUGUGGAUGAGUACUCGGCUGCCUUCCUGCUCUCAAUUCUGGCUUUUGUCGACAUGGUUGCCAGGCCCACCAUGGGGCUACUCGCCAACUCACGGUGGAUCCGGCCCAGAAUCCAGUACUUCUUCAGCUUUGCUGUGCUGUACAAUGGGGUGUGCCACAUACUCUGCCCACUGGCGGAGGGCUACACUGGUCUGGUGGUGUAUUCAAUGUUCUUCGGCUUUGCCUUCGGCAUGGUCAGCUCAGUGCUGUUUGAAACACUGAUGGACCUGGUUGGGGCUCAGAGGUUCUCCAGUGCUGUAGGACUCACCACCAUUGUGGAGUGCUGCCCGGUACUCAUUGGUCCACCUCUAGCAGGGAAAUUGGUCGAUCUCACAAAGAACUACAAGUACAUGUAUUUUUGCUGCGGAGCUGUCGUCAUUUUUGCCAGUAUUUGGCUCUUCAUUGGAAACUUCAUUAACUACAGACUUUUGGAGCGUGAGCGCAAGAGUGCAGAGAUGUACAAACGGACUGAGACGGAAGAUCCGGACCAAGCUCGGGAUCAGAAGGAGACUGAUGGGGAAGCCCAGGCUUCGCAGGAGCUGGUCGACAAAAGUGAAAAGGGUGAGGAACCUAUGCAGCGGGAAACCAACAUCUAGAUCCUUCUGCUCUGCCAAUAGCUCACCCUCAACUCCGCGUCAGCCCUGCAACACCCUUUGUCACGAUCAAACUGAGCUCCAAGCCAAGAGGUGCCUCUCGGUGUUCCAACAGGCUCUAUUCGGGGUCCUCCACACUUCUGUAAAACUAACUGCCAAAGCAACAACUGUGUUGUAGCAGGCUGUGAGGCAUAGUAUCUGUUUGUCAAAGAGCAUCAGCUGUGACUAUAACAGAAAUAUUAACCACAGAGAAAAGUGUAAGAUAUUGUAUGCAUAUGAGGAGACAAAAUUUCAGAAAAUGGCACGGAAAACAAUGUAGUACUAACUGUAUUUCUUUUUUUGCCACGUUCACCUCAUAUCGGAUUUACUGUAAACAAAAGACUGUAGCUGGGGGGAAAAGUACAUUUAUAGCAAACACCUAGCUGCAAUCAGGAUGUAGGAUUAUAUUAUAUGGAGGAACAUCUAAAUUGUGGUAUCAACUGAGAACUACCAUUAGCAGCAAAUCCACAGAUGUUGGCAAAAAAAUAGAAAAUAAGUUAAAUUUGCAGACAAUCAACGCUGCUGAAGAUAAGUAUUAUCUACUUCCGUUUGUUAAUGGUUUAUUUGAAUUAUCUCCAUUUGUCUCAACAAAUUCAAAUAUUCCAAGCUGCAGCAACAAGCGUCAUUCUCUUCUUCUACUAUGUCUUCCGAUAUGACGUGAAUGCAGCAUCAGCGUGUUGCCACUGUUCCAGAAACACCAGCAAACUAAAUCCAUAUUCAAAACUAACUCUGUCCUCUUCAUAACACACUGAAGUCUUGGUAAACAAGCAAAGGUUAAGUUAACAAGAGAAAGUAGUGGGGGCUGCCCAUUACUCUGAUGGCUCAAAAUUCCAAAGCCCUGUUUGUCAAAAAAAUGUCCCAUUGGACCAAAAGUCCAUUUCUCUGACAGCCUGAUGUCCCAAAAACAAACAUGCGUUGCUCAAAAGUCCAGGUUCUCAGAAAAUACAUACUCCCUGCAGUUAGACGCAGCCACCAGAAAUUGUUUUUCUCAUUGUACGUUUCUGUAAAACAUGGAUACAUAAAAUUUGUUAACAAUGCUGUGGUUAACGUGGUUUUAGG
Messenger RNA from Epinephelus lanceolatus (giant grouper), 2807 nucleotides. RefSeq names its product monocarboxylate transporter 2. The record is from RefSeq and is a predicted model, not a curated record. Gene Ontology annotation, cellular component: basolateral plasma membrane. NCBI's taxonomy places the organism in Eukaryota, Metazoa, Chordata, Actinopteri, Perciformes, Serranidae. Gene Ontology annotation, biological process: plasma membrane lactate transport. Gene Ontology annotation, molecular function: lactate transmembrane transporter activity.